Molecule: messenger RNA, 5706 nt
Organism: Dicentrarchus labrax (European seabass)
Lineage: Eukaryota; Metazoa; Chordata; Actinopteri; Moronidae
Gene: cpne5a
Product: copine Va
Exons: 21
Coding region: 357-2078 (573 amino acids)
Biological process (GO): cellular response to calcium ion
Cellular component (GO): plasma membrane
Molecular function (GO): calcium-dependent phospholipid binding
Source: RefSeq, a predicted model, not a curated record
CCAGUCGCAGCCCAGCAUGUAGGAGAAUGCAGACAGGAGGGGUGGAGUUCACAGCUUUUACUUUUCAAACGCUGCUCUGCCAGAGGAGCUCAUUCUUUGCCUGGAGAAGAGCGGAGUUGGCGCUGAUGCGUCCUGGCAUGUGAUCCCACUUCAGUCAAAUCAAUCGUGUCGCCGCUGCAGUUUUCCUAUUAAACUUUCCAUGCUGUUGCCCGUCCAAUGGACAGCACUUAGGAGGUUUGUCUGGACCGUAUCCGCUGCUGCUCGCUCGCCCGCUGCGCUCCGGCUCUCCACCGUCGGCUCUCCAGGUUCGGAGGGACUCACGCGGCCCGGGGAGCUGGCCUGCGUCUCCUGCACACAUGGAGGGAGACGUUAUGGACAAGUUGGAGGCCACGGCCACGGUCUGUGACUUCGACCCCAUCAGCGGGAGCAUCCCGGCCACCAAAGUGGAGAUCACCGUGUCCUGCAGGAAUCUCUUGGACAGAGACACUUUCUCCAAAUCCGACCCAUUGGUUGUGUUGUACACGCAGGGUGUGGAGUCCAAACAGUGGAGAGAGUUUGGGAGAACAGAGGUGAUAGACAACACGCUAAACCCAGACUUUGUCAGGAAGUACAUCCUGGACUACUUCUUUGAGGAGAAGCAGAACCUGCGCUUUGACGUGUAUGAUAUUGAUUCUAAAAGUCCAGAUCUGGCAAAGCAUCCAACCGACUUUAACGACUUCCUGGGACAGGUCUACUGUACACUGGGAGAGAUUGUGGGCUCACCUGCCAGCCGCCUGGAGAAACCUCUGGGUGGCAUACCUGGGAAGAAAUGUGGAACCAUUGUCUUGUCUGCUGAGGAGCUGGGAAACUGCAGAGAUUACGCCACCAUGCAAUUCUGUGCCAACAAACUGGAUAAAAAGGACUUCUUUGGAAAGUCUGACCCAUUCAUGGUCUUCUACAGAAGCAAUGAGGAUGGCACGUUCACCAUCUGCCACAAGACUGAAGUGGUGAAGAACACGCUGAACCCUGUGUGGCAGCCCUUCUCCAUCCCUGUCAGAGCACUCUGCAAUGGAGACUAUGACAGGACAAUCAAAGUGGAGGUGUAUGACUGGGACAGAGAUGGGAGCCACGAUUUUAUUGGUGAAUUCACCACCAGCUACAAAGAGCUAUGUCGAGGUCAGAGCCAGCUAAAUGUCUACGAGGUGGUGAAUGCCAAGAAGAAAAUAAAGAAAAAGAGAUACAUCAACUCUGGGACGGUGUCUUUGUUGUCGUUCAAUGUGGAGUCGGAGCACACCUUCCUUGAUUACAUCAAAGGGGGGACUCAGAUUCACUUCACAGUGGCCAUUGAUUUCACUGCAUCAAAUGGAAAUCCAUCCCAGUCCACCUCACUGCACUACAUGAACCCGUACCAGAUGAAUGCCUAUGCCAUGGCCCUGAAGGCCGUGGGAGAGAUCAUCCAGGACUACGACAGUGAUAAGAUGUUCCCUGCCCUGGGAUUCGGUGCUAAGCUCCCCCCUGAUGGGAGGGUCUCCCAUGAGUUCCCUCUGAAUGGAAACAUUGAGAACCCGUACUGCAACGGCAUGGAGGGGAUUCUCGAAGCUUACCAUCAAAGCCUUAAGACGGUUCAGCUGUAUGGACCAACCAACUUCGCUCCUGUUGUUAAUCAUGUGGCAAGCUAUGCGGCAGCAGUGCAGGACGGAUCCCAGUACUUUGUCCUGCUCAUCAUCACAGAUGGCGUCAUAUCAGACAUGGCUCAGACGAAGGAGGCCAUAGUGAACGCAGCUAAACUCCCCAUGUCUAUCAUCAUUGUUGGAGUUGGCCAAGCUGAGUUUGAUGCCAUGGUUGAGCUGGAUGGUGAUGACAUCAGGAUUUCCUCGCGGGGGAAGUUAGCAGAGAGAGACAUUGUACAGUUUGUCCCGUUCAGAGACUACAUGGACCGCACAGGCAACCAUGUGCUGAGCAUGGCGCGGCUGGCUAAAGACGUGCUGGCCGAGAUCCCUGACCAGCUGAUCUCGUACAUGAAGAGCAGAGCCAUUAAACCGAACCCCGUACCACCGGCUUACUCGACCUCUGACCACCCCCAGACCAACCCCGUCUGAGCCCCACUCACAGCUCCACACUGGGGUGGAGCCAGGUCGGGACUGUUAGGAACCCGCCUCCACAACCGUCCUUUGGGAAAAUGGAAAUGCAUUCGAGGCCCUUUCGCAAAUAUUAGUCUAAAUGAAUAGACUCCAUUUCGCUUUGGAGAAAUAAGACUGCUUUGGGGGAACCUGCUGAGGAUCAGGGAGUGUUUGAGGAAGAGAGCUCUGAGAGCGGUCCGGUGUAAAAGGAAGGUUUUAGUUGUUUGCUGUCAAACCUGUCAAAGUGGUGAUGUAAUGGAUAGCAAGUAAACCCGUAGAGAGAGCCUGUUUGAAGGCAUAAAUAUAUUAGAAUGUGCCAGUGUGUAUCAUGUUUGUGAUACCUUUUGGAAUCGAUGUGUGUUAAACUAAGAAAUCAUGUGUAUACUAAUUUAUUUAUUUAUUUACUUAUUGCAGAAAUAAUUUAUUGCUUUGAGGGGGUUUUAAAGGUGGGGAUUAAAGUCAUAUUUCCCCUGUAGUUUUCCAUCUUAUAUUUUGUGACCAGUGUAAUAAAAAAAAAAUCCCCAUUUCUACUUUGAUAAGGACUGUAAUAUAAAAGCAUGUGAUGAAACCUAUUAAGCAGUUUAUUAACCAUUUUCACUGAUGGAUAAUUUUUGAUUGCAAGCUAUUAUGUAGAGGACCUGCUGUGAGCUGUUGCCAUACUGAUUUUCCAGCACCAUGUCUUGUACGUAUUUCUAAUAUUUAUAUUAACAGAAUGCACUAAUUACUGUCCAAAUAAAAAGCACAAAGGUUAUAAUGUUAAUAAGCUGAAAACCAUUAAGAACCAACACCUACCACAAUGAAAAUAAUGGAAAGGACCCCUCAAGCAUGGCUUUAACAUUGUCUUCCACCAUCAUUUUAAAGAACAUGACAAAAGGAAGAAUGUUUAUAAGAAAAUUACUAUACUGAUAUAUUAAAAUUAACUUAUAUUUAUCGUAAAAACAGAGAUGUUUACAGAACAAUAGAGGAAUAAUUCAAAGCACACACUUGCUUUCUUUGUUAUUAUGCAGAGCAGUAAAAUGUACAGCUUAAGUCCUGCUGCCAUAUGUCAUUUGUCAUCUCGCUGUUUGUGUUUCUUUCCAUUAUAUUUGUUGUGGUUACAGUUUAUUGUCUGGGAUUUUGCUCGGUACUUUUAAAGGACCCUACAAAUAAACAUCUAAAAGACUCAUGUCAGCUAAUACCCAUUACCCUCCCCCCCUCCCCCUUAAAUUGAUUUGUUUCCCCAGAAAGAAAACUGAACAACCACAAAUCAGCAACAAGAAUAUAAGAUAAUCAGAUGUUGAAUUAUGAUUUUUUUAAUUAUCUAAAGUAAACAAAAACUAAUUGCACAAAAAAAAACUGUUACAAGACCAUCUUUUCUGAUUCAUUCAGUGUCUUGUGUAAUGCAUUUUGUUUACUGUGUUUUACUCUUUCAAUUUAACUGAGUGUUCCCAGAAACUACUACUAAACUAAUGCACAACAACCCAUUUUCUAACACAACAUAUAACAUUUUAAUACCUAAGAUUAAUUUUCACAAUCUUGUUUUGCGAUUUAAUUCAAUCCAGUUGUGGAUAUAUUCACAUUUGUUCACUGCGUUCCUUUUCAGUGACUGUGUACACAUUUUGUCAAGCCAGUUACAGCCAUUGUGACCAAGUGGUGUACAUCCUAAUUUAUCUAUUUAUAAUGGCCAUCAUUACCAUAAGUAUCUCUCAGUCACUCUCAAUAUCUCGAUCCAAAUGUGCCUAUUAUAUGGAAACAUAUCCAAAUUCACUUACCCAGGUGUUAUUCUGCCAGCAGCAGCAGGUCUCAUGUUUCAGAUGUACACACAGAAAAUGUUAGUGACAAUAAAACUGUUGCAAGAUUAGGACUAUUCCAGCUGCAGUGGCUGAUACACGCUGUCUCAACCAGUGUUCAGUACUUUUUCUACUUACAGCUCUUCACUAACGAUCUUCAAGUAAUGAAAGUUGACAGUGUCGCUGAGCCUUGUUGUACAAUACUCAAAGUCAAGACUUGUUUACAAUUCAACUGUGGCUAUUUACAUUGCCUCAAGGAAAAAGUAAACAUUCAUGGGUUUUCAUUAAGAACUGAGUUUAUCUUUGAUCCGUUGUGUUUGUGGAUUAUUCAGUCUUAGAGUUUCAUCGAAUGACACUGGAGAACUAACGUUUACAAAGAUUUGUUGUGUUGUUCUCUGAGAAUGUGAAGCUCUGAUCUCUCACUGUUGUUAUAUUUUGUUUUGUGUUGAUUCACGUUGCUUUGCGGUCUUCGUUAGCCAUUUAAUGUUCUUUGACUCCCACUGCUUUAGUGCUCUCAGAGAGAAGAUAGAGUCUGGUGAUGCUGCAGAAACUCAGUCCAGAGGCAGUGAACUCCUUCUGUCACAGGCCCAGAUCCAUAUUUGGCUUUUUCUUUUCUUAUUUUAAUUUUUCAUUAGUGAUGACAUUUCUCCCUCAGAAGACAAAGCAGCAUUUAAUCUGCUGCCAAAUUCACUUGUUCAUCAGAAAUUAAAUGAGGCCAUUAAGUUUAGUUACGUAACACACAUAAAUAACAGAAUACCUCUACAGACAGCCAUUCAAGCCAAAAGGAAAUAAUAUCAUAUAUUAUACAUUGAAUAGAUUUAUUGUAAAGUAUAGAAGUAUUAUGAAUUACUAACUCAGAUAGCUUAUAUAUUUACUUUAACUUAUUUGAAAUCUGCUUCACAAGGUUAUCAUUACUCACAGAUAAUUAAUUAGGAAAAGAACGUCAUUUGGCAGGCAUGUUAAGUCCGCAUCAGCAUUCAGCUCAUGUACUGAGUGUGAUACCGAAUGUCUGCGAGAUGAAAUUAAAGCGUGAAGUGGAGUUGGGGCCGUAUGUUUGCACUUUUCAAACAUAUUUUAUGUAAUCAAUACUAAUCAAAAUCAGUUAAAGUAGGCUGCUCUUCUAAGAUUAUAACAAGCUAUACUCUUUUUCUCCUUUUUUUCCCUGAGGUUGAUUCUUCCACAGGGAAAUUAAAAAAAAAAUCCUAAUCAAUAAAUAUUAAAUGAGCACAGUAAUGACACUUAUGCAAUUGUAAAACAGUAGAUUAUUAUUAAACAUAUUUUGCAGUCUAAAAGAUGUCUUUCCAAUAAUACAAUUAUUUAUUUUCUCUCUCAGUGGAAAUGGCUUUGAUUUUCCUUCAUUUUGAAUUUUCUUUGAGGCUGAACUCUAAUUAUGUACAUAAGCCCCAUAUAAAGAGUAUUUAGUGCCAAAAUGUGUUCAGUUGUUGAACUUGGCCUCUUUAGACAAUGUGCAUGUUUGUGCCAAAAUGGCAGGAAGUUUGGUAGUCUGCCUUCAUUUCACCUGAUUAGUGCAUCUGCCAUGUGCUUCAUUGGUUAUUUCGGAUGUUAUUUAGAGAUAACGGCCACCUCUAGCAUGUUGAAUCUCUGGUUUCUUUCCAUUCUGUUCCUAUGAGACACAUACUGUAUGGGUUCUUGCCACUACUCCUGUUUUAUCCCAGGUUGUUUACAUACCUCUCUUGGUCUCUGACUUGCAUGCUGAAUAAUUUCCAAACCAGGUGUUGGACAUGAUAUUGUCGUCAUACUGUGGUUUGUGAAAUGCUUUGUAAUGGAUUGCCUUAACUUAAGAUUAAUAAAAUAUUGACAACUUUGGCAGAAUGCAA